GCGCAACCUAGCGCGGCGCGGAGACCCGCGGGCGCGCCUGGGACCUCGCAGAUCCCGCGCCGGAGUUCGCGGCGCGCUCCAGACAAGAUGGCGCGGCCGGCCGGGGAAGCGCCUGGGGCCCCGCACCGCGCGCCCUGCCUACUCCUGCUCUGGCUGCUGCUGCUGCUGCUUGGGCCGGAGACGGAGACUGCUGAGCCCGGCACGCGGCCCCCCUGCGCGGCCGCCUGCACUUGCGCCAGGGACGCGCUGGACUGCGCCGGGCGCGGGCUGACCGCAGUGCCUGGGGACCUGCCCGCCUGGACACGGAGCCUGAAUCUGAGUUACAACAAACUGUCUGAGAUUGACCCUGCUGGUUUUGAGGAUUUGCCAAAUCUACAGGAAGUGUACCUCAAUAACAAUGAGUUGACAGCAAUACCAUCCCUGGGUGCUGCUUCAACGCAUGUCAUCUCUCUCUUUCUGCAGCACAAUAAGAUUCGAAGUUUGGAGGGGAGUCAUCUGAAGGCAUACCUGUCAGUGGAAGUGUUGGAUCUGAGUUCAAACAACAUCACAGAAAUCCGGAGCACCUGCUUUCCACAUGGACUGCGCAUAAGAGAGCUCAAUCUGGCAAGCAACCGCAUCGGCACCCUGGAGUUGGGAGCAUUUGAUGGUCUGUCACGGUCGCUCCUUACUCUUCGUCUGAGCAAAAACAGGAUCACCCAGCUUCCUGUAAAAGCAUUCAAGUUACCCAGGCUGACACAACUGGACCUCAACCGGAAUCGGAUUCGGCUCAUCGAGGGCCUCACAUUCCAGGGGCUCGACAGCUUGGAGGUGCUAAAGCUUCAGCGGAACAACAUCAGCAAGCUGACUGAUGGUGCCUUCUGGGGGCUAUCCAAGAUGCAUGUGCUGCAUCUGGAGUACAAUAGUCUGGUGGAGGUAAACAGCGGCUCACUAUAUGGCCUCACAGCCUUGCACCAGCUACACCUCAGCAACAAUGCCAUCUCUCGCAUUCACCGUGAUGGCUGGAGCUUCUGUCAGAAGCUGCACGAGCUGAUUCUGUCCUUCAACAACCUCACACGUCUGGAUGAAGAGAGCCUGGCCGAGCUGAGCAUCCUGAGCAUCCUGCGGCUUAGCCACAAUGCCAUCAGCCACAUCGCCGAAGGCGCCUUCAAGGGACUCAGAAACCUGCGUGUCCUGGAUCUGGACCACAAUGAGAUUUCAGGCACAAUAGAGGAUACUAGUGGUGCCUUUGCCGGGCUCGACAACCUCAGCAAGCUGACUCUGUUUGGAAACAAGAUCAAGUCUGUGGCUAAGAGAGCAUUCUCGGGGCUGGAAGGCCUGGAGCACCUAAACCUGGGAGAGAAUGCCAUUAGGUCUAUCCAGUUGGAUGCCUUUGUAAAGAUGAAGAAUCUUAAAGAGCUCCACAUCAACAGUGAGAGCUUCCUGUGUGACUGCCAGCUGAAGUGGCUGCCCCCGUGGCUAGUGAGCAAGACACUGCAGGCCUUUGUGACAGCCACUUGUGCCCACCCAGAGUCACUGAAGGGCCAGAGCAUUUUCUCAGUACCGCCAGAAGGUUUUGUAUGUGAUGAUUUCCCAAAGCCACAGAUCAUCACCCAGCCAGAGACAACCAUAGCUGUGGUGGGCAAGGACAUCCGGUUCAUGUGCUCAGCAGCCAGCAGCAGCAGCUCCCCUAUGACCUUUGCUUGGAAGAAGGACAGUGAGGUCCUGGCCAACGCUGACAUGGAGAACUUUGCCCAUGUCCGUGCUCAGGAUGGAGAGGUGAUGGAGUACACCACCAUCCUGCACCUCCGUCAUAUCACUUUUGGGCAUGAGGGCCGCUACCAGUGUGUCAUCACAAACCACUUUGGCUCCACCUACUCGCAGAAAGCCAGGCUCACUGUGAAUGUGUUGCCAUCAUUCACUAAAAUGCCCUACGACAUCGCCAUCCGGACUGGUACCAUGGCCCGCCUCGAGUGUGCUGCCACUGGCCACCCUAACCCCCAGAUUGCCUGGCAGAAAGAUGGAGGCACAGACUUCCCUGCUGCGCGUGAGCGACGUAUGCAUGUCAUGCCAGAUGAUGAUGUGUUUUUCAUCACUGAUGUGAAAAUAGACGACUCGGGGGUUUACAGCUGCACUGCCCAGAAUUCAGCUGGCUCCAUUUCAGCAAACGCCACCCUGACUGUCUUAGAAACUCCAUCCUUGGCAGUGCCCUUAGAAGACCGCGUGGUGUCUCUGGGAGAAACGGUGGCGCUGCAGUGCAAAGCAACUGGGAGCCCCGCACCUCGAAUCACCUGGUUCAAGGGUGACCGUCCACUGAGCCUCACUGAGCGGCACCACUUCACACCCGGCAACCAGCUACUGGUUGUUCAGAAUGUGGUGGCAGAAGACGCGGGCCGCUACACAUGUGAGAUGUCCAACACCCUGGGCACAGAGCGUGCGCAUAGCCAGCUGAGCAUAUUGCCUGCCCCUGGCUGUAGGAAGGAUGGGACCACGGUGGGCAUCUUCACCAUCGCUGUGGUGUGCAGCAUUGUCCUGACAUCUCUGGUCUGGGUGUGCAUCAUCUACCAGACCAGGAGGAAGAGCGAGGAGUACAGUGUCACCAAUACAGAUGAAACCAUUGUGCCACCAGAUGUUCCAAGCUAUCUCUCUUCUCAGGGGACUCUUUCUGACCGGCAGGAGACUGUGGUCAGGACAGAGGGUGGCCAUCAGGCCAGCAAACACAGUGAAAGCAAUGGUAUUUGCCUGAGAGAUGCAAGCCUCUUUCCAGAGGUCAACGUUCAUGCCAUCACAUGCAGGCAGCCCAAGCUCUCUGUGGGAUAUAUUAAAGAGCCUUGGAAGGUGACAGAAAAAGCCAAUGGGACACCUGGUCCACCUAAGAUGGCAGGAGAGAAGCAGCCUGUGCCUUGUGUGGAGUUGGAGACUUCUGUGAUGAUGAUGGUUCCAUCUUUGCUCUGUCCUUCAGAACACAAUGGCCCUGUUAUAUGUAGUGACUGCAACAGUGAUAUGGACAGUUAUUCCAAGGAACACGUCUUCUAUCAUCAGCCUGUGUCCAAAGACAGUGCACAGCCAAGUACAGCAGGUGGCCAGGAGCCCAGUCAGAAUCAUCGAGAACAUUCUUCAAAGCACCCUCACAGUGGGACUAUUGAGGGGUCCUGCACUGACUGCAGGGGUUCCCUGUACCCCAGUAAUCACGAUAGAAUGUUGCCAUCCUUGCAGAAAAAGCCAGUGGCAUCUCUAGAUGGAAAAGGGGAUUCAUCUUGGACUUUAGCAAGAUUGUAUGAAUCAGACUCCAUAAACCAAGAGCCUCCAUCUACAUUAACUUCAGGCAACCCAGAACUCCCAGAAGCCCAGCACUUGCUUGUUUCUAAUGGCCAUCUCCCCACAGCAUGUGGCUCUGGUCCUGAGUCCACACCGCUUACAGGACAGCUCCCCAGGAAGUGGAGGGGACCACUGCUGUUGGCACCAAAAAGCUAAGCUUUGUCUACCUCAGCUCUUGUCAUGCUUUUGUCAGCAGGAAAGAGGUAGGAGAGGCUAUGCGGAAGCUGGGCUUAAGCAUCACUGAUCUGUACAUUCUUAACUCUGUAUGCAAUACCAGUCACAGGACUUGCAUCCAAAGCACAGAAAUGCAAGAGGCUAUUUGUGUACAAAAGGCAGAAAAAGUAUUUGAUACCAUUGUACAUAAGAGUUUUCAGAGAUUUCAUAUAUAUUAUAUAUCUUUUACAGAGGCUAUUUUAAUCUUUUAGUGCAUGGUUAACAAAAGAAUUAUACAAUUUUGACUAUUAUUUUUCAUAUCAGGUUGCUGUUUAAAUUUGAGGGGGGUGGGGAAUAGUUCUGGUGCCUUAAUGCACAGCUGGAACUUUGUGAGGUGAAAACCACAUUUGCUCCCCAGCACUUCUGGUGGGUUGGGAAGAAUGAGAAGUCCUCAGCUUCCCAUGCCAGUCAGACUGCCCGUGUUGUGUACAAGUCACUCACUCAUCUCUGCAGAGUAACUAACUACUUAUUGUAGGUUUAAGUCCAUUCUUUAAGGAGGAGAAUUGUUAAGCCACCACAAUUAAGCACUGCCUUUCUUCCUACUUUGAAGUUCAUUUUAUGAUAAAACCAAAUGUCUUAUCUGGAUCCUCGGAUUGUUAUUUGAAGCUUUUUAUUAAGGCAAAGGCUGCUGGUGUUGGUACCUGUGGAUUUUUUUCAAUACUGAAGUUUUAGUUCUGCCAAUAUAUGACAUUGGAGGAUGAAAAGGAUAAAGUUCUCACUUUUCAGGGCUAGCUUAUUUCUACUGAAGAGCCAGAGCAGGCCUGUCCACACUUUCCCCUCGCACAGAUGGAACUGGGCUUGGACUGUACAAAAUUUAGCCCUAGACCUGGGUAUAUUUGCACUUUGGAGACUUGUAGCUAACCAUCUUGUGAGUGCCAAUGUGUAAUUCGGCAAGAAUUACCUUGAAACAAGCAAGGUCUUUAAAAUCUCAGAGCAAGUUCCUUUAGUCAAACGCUGAAGGGAAGUGUUGACAAAAUGGUUACCUAUGUCAAAUUUUACUGUCAGAGGUCAUCACUGUUCCAAAAGGUAAGCACAUUUAGAAUUUUGUUCACAAGUUAACUAAUGUUACUUCCACAAAAUAUGUGAAUUUGCUGCUUCUGAGAGGCAAUGUGAAAGAGGAAGUAUUACUUUUAUGUACAGUUAUUUAUUUAUAGAAAUUUUGGUACAGUGUACAUUGAAAAAACAUGUAAAAUAUUGAAGUGUCUAACAAGUGGCAUUGAAGUGUCUUUAAUAAAGGUUCAUUUAUAAAUGACCCUAGCCAUAAACUUAA
This is a messenger RNA of Heterocephalus glaber (naked mole-rat), 4777 nucleotides long. RefSeq names its product leucine rich repeats and immunoglobulin like domains 1 (gene Lrig1). Gene Ontology annotation, molecular function: protein binding. NCBI's taxonomy places the organism in Eukaryota, Metazoa, Chordata, Mammalia, Rodentia, Bathyergidae. The record is from RefSeq and is a predicted model, not a curated record.